CGUUAAAGGUUCAAACAGUGAUCUUUGCACAGUUCAAUAAGCGAUGAAGUAACAUUUGAGCUUUCAAGCAAGAAAGUCUUCACAAUUCGUGAGAAACAGGGUUUUCCGUUCUGGAUGCAGCAGAAUUUGCAUGAAAUAGAGCAUCAAACCAUGGUCACAGCUGUCGUACAACCCCAAGAAGUGGGGGAUUGUUCCAAUUCUUUGCUGUCGUCAUCAAGCGGUUGGUCAAGUAAAACCUCUACCGGCAUCAAGAAGAAAAAGAUGGUCUUCGACACACCUCGACUUCUGGAAGAAUCACAGCUCGAAGACCCACAAUCACUCAGAUCGAGGAUUUUGCGUUCGAGGGAGCCUCACGACUGGAGCUCUCUGAUAGAGAAACGGGGAAUGAAAAAGGAUCCCAUUACCACUGGGCAUGAGUCCGUGAUAAGCGAGAAGAUUUUUGAAGGUAGGCCUCCUCGAAAUCAGGAUGAAGAUUUUCUACACGAAGCUUCUUUGCUCUAUGAUGCCAUCAACCGCUGCAACGGUGUCGUCACGGAGAAGGGAGCGGUCGACUGCUUAAAUCAGAACGGGAUUCACCUCAAAGGGAUCGCGAAGCCGAGCGACAAGGAGAUGGACUUGGUUGAUUUCACGUCUCUGCUCCGGAGAGGCAUGCGAACUCAUGCAGGCCCUGCGAACCGAACGCUUGCAUUACGAAGAUUUCGGCAGACGCCGGCGAUUGAGUUCGAUUUGCUGAAAUGUCUUUCUUCUUUUCAAGAUAGCAUCCAAGAGGGUCUCAAUGAAACGAUUAAGGGAAUCGUACAGCAUCGUUUUUCCACGAACUACAAAUGGAUGUAACUGACAGUGACUGUCACUGUCUUGAUUUUGUUAUCCUUGUCGACAAAGCUAGAUCGAUUUCCAUGCCACGCUCUUAACGGUUAAGUUAGUCAUAAUUCUGAAUUAAGUUAGUCAUAAUUCUGAAUCUUGUUGCAAUGAAUUCAUUCGAUAGUCUG
Messenger RNA from Guillardia theta CCMP2712, 989 nucleotides. RefSeq lists its product as hypothetical. Lineage: Eukaryota; Cryptophyceae; Pyrenomonadales; Geminigeraceae. The record is from RefSeq and is a predicted model, not a curated record. The transcript has 6 exons. Bases 115 to 834 code for a protein of 239 amino acids.